Molecule: messenger RNA, 9145 nt
Organism: Trichomycterus rosablanca
Lineage: Eukaryota; Metazoa; Chordata; Actinopteri; Siluriformes; Trichomycteridae
Product: filamin-C-like
Exons: 47
Coding region: 213-8405 (2730 amino acids)
Biological process (GO): actin cytoskeleton organization
Molecular function (GO): actin filament binding
Source: RefSeq, a predicted model, not a curated record
UCUCACGCUCUCAUUUAUCACAGCCCCGCGUUGGUUGGAACCCAUUAGCGUCGCCGCAGCAGAUCCAGCAGGACCGUGUGAAUUAAACUGACCCCCGGCGCUGACCGGACACACAACCUCACCCCUUCACAUCGCUCCAGAGUGACGUCAGGGCGACGCGCCUUCACACCUGAGCGCCACCAGCGCAGGUAUAAAACUCGAACCCGGAGAAGAUGAGCGGCCACACCAACACCAACCAGCUGGACGAGCUGGGCUUCCCGAGCUGGCAGGAGCCGGACGAGUCCGGGCAGGACGAGGGGGACGAGAUGCCCUCGGCCGAGAAGGACCUGGCGGAGGACGCGCCCUGGAAGAAGAUCCAGCAGAACACGUUCACGCGCUGGUUUAACGAGCACCUCAAGUGCAUCAACAAGACCUUGACGGACCUGCAGAAGGACCUGGCCGACGGGCUGAAGCUCAUCGCCCUGCUGGAGGUCCUGAGUCAGAAGAAAAUGUACCGCAAGCACCACACCAGACCCAACUUCAGACAGAUGAAGCUGGAGAACGUCUCCGUGGCUCUGGAGUUCCUGGAUCGAGAGCACAUCAAGCUGGUUUCUAUAGACAGUAAGGCGAUCGUGGACGGGAACCUGAAGCUGAUCCUGGGUCUGAUCUGGACCCUGAUCCUGCACUACUCCAUCUCCAUGCCCAUGUGGGACGAUGACGAGGAGGACGAGGAGAAGAAGAAGCUCACGCCCAAACAGCGCCUGCUCGGCUGGAUCCAGAACAAAGUUCCUGAACUUCCCAUUAACAACUUUAACCGGGACUGGAGGGACGGUAAAGCACUGGGAGCGCUGGUGGACAACUGCGCACCGGGUCUGUGUCCUGACUGGCAGUCCUGGGACCCCAAGCAGCCUGUGGAGAACGCUCGGGAGGCCAUGCAGCAGGCGGACGACUGGCUCGGGGUCCCUCAGGUGAUCGCUCCGGAGGAGAUCGUCGACCCGGACGUGGACGAGCACUCGGUGAUGACGUACCUCUCGCAGUUCCCUAAAGCCAAACUGAAACCCGGCGCGCCCGUCAAACCCAAACAGCUGCACCCCAAAAAGGCGAAAGCGUACGGCCCAGGUAUUGAACCGGAGGGGAACGUGGUCCUGAAACCGACUACGUUCACCGUGGAGACGCUGGAGGCGGGGCUUGGUGAGGUCAUCGUCUAUGUAGAGGAUCCUGAAGGUCAUACAGAAGAGGCCAAAGUCGUUGCCAACAAUGAUAAGAAGAGAACGUACUCGGUCAGCUACGUCCCCAAAGUGGCCGGACCUCACAAGGUGAAGGUUCUGUUCGCCGGUCAGGACAUCGACAAAAGUCCGUUCGCGGUGAACGUCGGUAAAGCUCUCGGCGACCCGAGCAAGGUCCAGGCACGAGGUCCAGGUCUGGAACCCACAGGAAACGUGACCAACAAACCCACCUACUUCGACAUCUACACCGCAGGAGCGGGAGCGGGCGACGUCAGCGUGGUGAUCGUGGACCCUCAGGGGAAGAAGGACACGGUGGAGGUGAUUCUGGAGAACAAGGGCGACAACGUGUUCCGCUGUACCUACAAACCCACGAUGGAGGGGACGCACGCCGUGCACGUCCUGUUCGCCGGCCAGCCCGUUCCCAACAGUCCCUAUAAGGUUCAAGUCUCAGAAGCUCCUGUUGUCGCUCCUUCAGCCCUGCAGAUCCAACCUCAGUCGGUCCGAACCCCUCCUCCAGUCAAGCCCAAAACUAAAGCCAGCAACGCUAACGCCUGCCGGGCCACCGGGAGAGGACUGCAGCCCAAAGGAGUGCGGGUGAACGAGCUGGCCGAUUUCAAGGUCUUCACUAAAGGAGCGGGAAGCGGAGAGAUCAAAGUGUCCGUCAAGGGACCCAAGGGCGCUGAUGUACCGGUGAAGGUCCGGGAUGUUGGUGAUGGGGUGUACGAGUGUGACUAUCACCCCACUGUACCCGGAAAAUACACCGUGACCAUAACCUGGGGAGGACAAGCCAUCCCACGCAGCCCGUUCGAGGUGGUGGUGGGGAAGGAGGCGGGGCUACAGAAGGUGCGCGCCUGGGGCCCGGGUUUGGAGACGGGCGUGGUGGGUAAAUCCGCAGACUUCGUGGUGGAGGCCGUGGGUACCGAGGUCGGGACUCUGGGCUUCUCCAUCGAGGGUCCGUCCCAGGCCAGGAUCGAGUGCGACGAUAAGGGCGACGGGUCAUGUGACGUGCGGUACUGGCCCACCGAGCCGGGCGACUACGCCGUGCACGUGAUCUGUGAUGACGAGGACAUUAAGGACAGUCCGUUCAUGGCUCACAUCCUCCCGGCGCCCGCCGACGUCUUCCCCGAAAAGGUUCGAGCGUUCGGUCCUGGUCUCCAGCCCACCGGCGUGAUCGUUAAUAAACCCGCCGAGUUCACCAUCGACGCCCGACAGGCGGGAAAAGGAGAGCUGAAGAUCUACGCCCAGGAUGCUGAGGGGUGUGUUAUCGACAUCCAGAUCACAGAGAAGGGCGACGGAACCUUCAUAUGUGUUUACAUUCCCACCAAACCCAUCAAACACACCAUCAUCAUCAGCUGGGGCGGAGUCAACGUCCCCAACAGUCCCUUCAGGGUUCUGGUGGGUGAAGGUUGUUACCCUGAUGAGGUGAAGGUUUACGGUCCCGGGGUGGAGAAGACGGGGCUGAAAUCCAGCGAGCCGACGUACUUCACCGUGGACUGUGGUGACGCCGGACAGGGUGAUGUGAGUAUCGGUAUAAAGUGUGCGGCGGGCGUGGUCGGACCCAGCGAGGCCGACAUCGACUUCGACAUCAUCAAAAACGACAACGACACUUUCACUGUGAAAUACACCCCGCCCGCCCCGGGGCGCUACACCGUCAUGGUGCUGUUCGCUGAGAAGGAGAUUCCCAGCAGUCCGUUUAAGGUGAAGGUGGAACCGUCUCACGAUGCUGGAAAAGUGAGAGCCGAGGGUCCCGGACUCAACAAAACAGGCGUGCAGGUUGGCACCCCGACCCACUUCACCAUCUACACCAAGGGGGCAGGAAAAGCCAAACCUGAGGUUCACUUCAGCACCGGAGCGAAGGGAAACGCCGUCAAGGACUUCGAGAUCAUCGAUAAUCACGACUACACCUACACCGUCAAGUACACGCCGCUACUGCAGGGUAACAUGAGUAUCUCAGUGAAUUACGGAGGAGAACCGGUUCCCAAAAGUCCCUUUAACAUCAGCGUCGCUCCUCCUCUGGACCUGAACAAGGUCCGAGUACAAGAUCUCAACGAAAAGGUGGAGGUGGGUAAGGAUCAGGAGUUCACCGUGAACACUCGGGGUGCGGGUGGACAGGGUGACGUGGGGGUGAAGAUGGUCUCGCCCUCUGGACGCCCGAUUCCCUGUAAGCUGGAGCCGGACCGAGCGAAGGAGGAGACCGGCGUGAAGUACUUCCCCCCCGAGGAGGGACCCUACAAAGUGGACGUGACCUACGAUGGGAACCCUGUACCCGGGAGUCCCUUCAGCGUGGAGGCGCUCAUGCCCGCUGACCCCUCGAAGGUGCGAGCGUUCGGUCCCGGCCUGCAGGGUGGCAUCGUGGGUAAACCCGCUCCGUUCACUAUAGACACUAAAGGUGCGGGCGUGGGGGGGCUCGGCCUGACGGUGGAGGGGCCGUGCGAGGCUAAGAUCGAGUGUCAGGAUAACGGCGAUGGUACCUGCUCCGUCUCCUACCUGCCCACCGAGCCCGGCGACUACAGCAUCAACAUCCUGUACGGCGGCGCCCACGUGCCAGGCUCGCCCUUCGUGGCGAAGGUCCGGCCGGCGCUGGACGCGGGGCGCGUGGUGGUGAGCGGCCCCGGGCUGGAGCAUGCCACCGCGGGGAGCGUGGCGUCCUUCACGGUGGACUGCAGCCGCGCCGGAGACGCCGAGCUGAGCGUGGAGAUCGUGUCGGACUCCGGGGCCAAAGCCGAGGUUCACAUCUUCAACAACAACGACGGGACCUUCAGCGUGACCUACACGCCCUCCUCACACGGACCCUACACCAUCAGCAUCCGCUACGGGGGCGUCAUGGUGCCCAAGUGCCCCAUCCGUCUGCAGGUGGAACCCUCGGUGGAUACCAGCGGGGUGAAAGUGUACGGACCCGGGGUAGAACCUACAGGAGUUCUAAGAGAAGUCAGUACACACUUCAUGGUGGAUUGUAACUCUCUGAGUAAAAGUGGAGGGAAUCACGCUAAAGUUCGUAUCGUGAGUCCGUCCGGAUCGAACCCCGACGCCUACAUCACUGAUAAAGGAGACGGAACCUACAGCGUGGAGUACACCACCUACGAGGACGGUGUGCACCUGAUCGAGGUGUUAUAUGACGACGUCCCGGUUGCUAAGAGUCCGUUCCAGGUGACGGUGGUGGAGGGGUGUGACCCCGCCCGGGUUCGAGCGUUCGGCCCCGGACUGGAGAGCGGCUUCACCAAUAAACCCAACUGCUUCACUGUGGAAACCAGGGGUGCAGGUACAGGGGGGCUGGGUCUGACCAUCGAGGGGGCGUCCGAGGCUAAAAUGUCGUGCACGGAUAAUAAGGACGGGAGCUGCAGCGUGGAGUACGUUCCCUUCUUCGCAGGAAACUACGACAUCAACAUCACGUACGGAGGGAGACCUAUCACAGGAAGUCCGUUCCGUGUGCCCGUCAGAGACGUGGUGGACCCCAGUAAGGUGAAGUGUUCAGGACCGGGAUUAGGAAGUGGAGUUCGAGCUCAGGUCCCACAAUCCUUCACUGUGGACUGCAGCAGAGCAGGAAACGCACCUCUGGACGUGCAGCUGUACGGACCCACAGGAGUUACAGAACCGGUGACCGUGAGGAACAACAGGGACGGAACCCACACGGUGAAGUACACGCCCGCUCAGGAGGGACCCUACAGCAUCGGGGUUAAAUACGCUGAUCAGGACGUCCCCCGCAGUCCGUUUAAGGUCCACGCCGGUCCAGUUCACGAUGCCAGUAAGGUAAAGGCGAGCGGUCCGGGUCUGGACUCUGCAGGGGUGGCGGCGAGUAUCCCGGUGGAGUUCACCAUCGAUGCCCGCGAUGCUGGAGAGGGUUUGCUAACAGUACAGAUUCUGGAUCCUGAAGGAAAGCCGAAGAAAGCUAGCAUACAGGAUAAUAAGGACGGCACCUACACCGUCUCUUACGUACCUGACGUUACCGGCCGCUACACCAUCACUAUCAAAUACGGAGGAGAUCAAAUCCCCUUCUCACCGUAUUCCAUUCACGCCAUGCCGACCGGAGACGCCAGCAAGUGUUUACUCUCAGUGUCCAUUGGAGGACAUGGAGUCUCGACUCUGGGGCCGAACAUCCAGAUGCACGAGGAGACGGUACUGAGCGUGGACGCUAAGGCUGCUGGGAAAGGAAAGGUAACGUGUAAAGUUCGUACACCGAACGGAGGCGAGCUGGACGUGGACGUCAUGGAAAACCGGGAUGGAACCUUCGAUAUUUACUACACGGCUCCAGAAGCGGGAAAAUACGUCAUCACCAUCCGCUUCGGUGGCCAGAACAUUCCCAACAGUCCCUUCACUGUACAGGCCACAAAGGAACCGGUUGUACCAGUGGACACCAAGCAGCCCAUGUUCCGUCCUCUCAACCUGCUAAUCCCCUUCAGCGUACAGCAGGGAGUGCUCACUGGAGAGGUGCGCAUGCCUUCAGGUAAAACGGCUCGCUCCCUGAUCAAGGACAACAAGGACGGUACGAUCACGGUGAAGUACGUCCCCACGGAGAGAGGGCUCCACGAAAUGGACAUCAAAUACGACGGAAAUCACAUCCCAGGAAGUCCUCUGCAGUUCUAUGUGGAUGCUGCUGACAGUGGGAUGGUGACGGCGUACGGUCCCGGCCUCUGCCAUGGCAUGGUCAACAAACCCGCUACCUUCACUGUGGUCACCGCAAACGCUAAAGAAGGUGGACUCUCGCUGGCUGUAGAAGGACCGUCUAAAGCAGAGAUCAGCUGUAAGGAUAAUAAAGAUGGAACGUGUACGGUGUCCUACCUGCCCACCUCGCCCGGAGACUAUAACGUCAUCGUCAGAUUCGACGGCAAACACAUUCCAGGCAGCCCCUUUACCGCCAAAAUCACAGGUGACGAUUCUUUAAGAACGUCUGAGCUGAACGUUGGAUCAGCAGCUGAUGUUUCUCUGAAGAUCAGUGAGACAGAUCUGAGCUCCCUCAAUGCCAGCAUCAGAGCGCCAUCCGGAGCAGAACAACCGUGCCUUCUGAAAACUCUGCCCAACAGACACAUCGGUAUCUCCUUCACCCCUAAGGAGGUGGGUGAACAUGAGGUGAGUGUACGUAAGAGUGGAAAACACGUGAACAACAGUCCCUUCAAGAUCAUGGUGGGACCAUCCGAGAUCGGAGACGCCAGCCGGGUUAGAGCGUACGGCAAGGGACUGACCGAAGCUCGUACCUUCAGCCUCACCGAGUUCUUCGUGGAUACCAGGAACGCAGGUUAUGGAGGACUGGGGCUGUCCAUCGAGGGUCUGAGCAAAGUGGACAUCAAGUGUGAAGAUGUGGAGGAUGGUACGUGCAGAGUGACCUACUGCCCCACUGAACCAGGAAAUUACAUCAUCAACAUCAAAUUUUCAGAUAAACAUAUCCCAGGGAGUCCAUUCACGGUGAAGGUGACGGGUGAAGGGAGGAUGAAGGAGAGCAUAACCAGGAGGAGACAAGCGUCCUCCAUCGCCUCGGUGGGAAGCCUGUGUGACCUCAACCUCAAAAUCCCAGGCAACUGGUUUCAGAUGGUUUCAGCUCAGGAGCGUCUGACCCGAACGUUCACGCGCAGCAGCCACACCUACACGCGUACGGAGCGUACCGAGAUCAGCAAAACCCGCGCCGGAGAGACCAAACGUGAGGUUCACAUGGAGGAGAGCACCCAGGUCGGGGGCGAUCCCUUCAGAGAUGUGUUCGGAUCCUUCCUCGGCAGGGAGAGCUUCGGGAGCUUUGGAUCCCUCACCGGCAAACCUGAGGAUACGGGAUCUCAGACCAUGACGGCUCAGGUGACGAGUCCUGGAGGAAAGGUGAUGGAUGCCGAGAUCGUGGAAGGUGAUAACAGCACGUACAGCGUCCGGUUCGUCCCCAACGAGAUGGGCUCUCACACGGUCAGCGUGAAGUACGGAGGCAAUCACGUCCCCGGCAGCCCUUUCCUGUUCACCGUGGGGCCCCUGGGAGAGGGAGGGGCCCAUAAAGUACGUGCUGGGGGAACCGGGCUGCAGAGGGGCAUCGCCGGAGUGCCAACGGAGUUCAGUAUCUGGACCAGAGAGGCUGGAGCAGGAGGACUGUCCAUCGCCGUGGAAGGUCCCAGCAAGGCUGAAAUCAACUUUGAGGACAGGAAGGACGGAUCCUGUGGAGUUUCUUAUAUCGUACAGGAACCAGGUGACUACGAAGUGUCCAUCAAAUUUAACAGUGAGCACAUCCCCGACAGUCCCUUCACCGUACCCAUCGCCAAACUGUCUGAUGAAGCACGUAGACUCACGCUGACCAGCCUGCAGGAGAAGGAUCUGAGGGUGAACCAGGAGGCAUCGUUUGCGGUCCAGCGUAACGGCGCGAGAGGGGUGAUCGACGCCAAAGUGCACAGUCCCUCAGGAGUGGUGGAGGAGUGUUACGUUACUGAUGUGGACGCAGAUAAGAGCGCCAUCCGCUUCAUUCCCAGAGAGAACGGCGUUCACUCCAUCGACGUCAAGUUGAACGGGAGCCAUAUUCCAGGCAGUCCGUUCCACGUGCGAGUGGGAGACACGGGCCACGCCGGAGAUCCCGGGCUGGUUUCGGCCUACGGGGCCGGACUGCAGGCGGGCUGCACAGGUGCACCUGCCGAGUUCGUGGUGAACACCUGUAACGCUGGAUCCGGCGCUCUGUCGGUGUCCAUCGACGGGCCCUCCAAGGUGAAAAUGGACUGUUCGGAAUGUAUGGAGGGAUAUAAGAUCACCUACACCCCCAUGGCGCCCGGCAACUACCUGAUCUCCAUUAAAUACGGGGGGCCGCAGCACAUCGUGGGCAGUCCCUUCAAAGCUAAAGUCACAGGUGUUCGUCUGUCCGGUGGGCACAGUCUCCACGAGACCUCGUCAGUGUUGGUGGAAUCAGUCACUCAGAGCUCUAAGAUUUCGGGAGCGUACAGCGCCAAACCCAGCAUGUCUGUGAACUCGGAUGCCAGUAAGGUGGUGUGCCAGGGAGCCGGACUGUGCAGAGCUUUCAUCGGCCAGCAGAACAUGUUCACCGUCGACUGCAGCAAAGCAGGUACGAACAUGUUGAUGGUGGGGGUUCAUGGACCGAGGACGCCUUGUGAAGAUGUGUAUGUGAAGCACCUGGGCUCGAAGCUCUACAACGUCACCUACACGGUGAAGGAGAAAGGAAACUACACGGUCAUCGUCAAGUGGGGGGAUGAAGCAGUUCCCGGAAGCCCCUUCCGCAUUAACGUACCCUAAAUUACAGUGCCCUAAAUCCUCAACACCCCUAUACAACCUCACCUCCCCCCCAUUUAUCCCACAAUGCACUACUGAACAUUAAAGAUGUUUUUUAGAUAGGAAAAUCACCGUAACGUAGUUUAGUUAGGUUACAGCUGUGUUCCAAUACUGUUCCUAACACCCGCCUGUCCACGUAGCCCAAUAUUCACAAUAACAACUUUUUGGAAAAGAGUGGGAAAGUCCAUUUGAUCUCAGAGUGGGAAUUUUAUGAGCUGAGAGACACACCAAUGAAAUUCCAAUUCAGUCUGGAUUAGAUCCGGAUCUGGAUCCUGGAAUUCAAUUUAAUAAAAACACUAAUGUGAGGAACAUCAGCUCAUCAGCUCAAACACUACAUGAUCAAAAGUAUGUAGACACCCCUCCUCAUUCUGAGUUCAGACAGGCCUGUUUAGAAACCGUACUGGACCUCACGGUGUAAUAUUAGAAUCCUGUUUGGGUUUUUGUUCUGAUCUGAUUGUAGUAUUGACGUGCAUCAGCAGGUUUUCAUUAAUGAUUUAAAAAAGCACUUUUACGUUGAUAAUCUCUGUAUCAGACGUUGAAUCUGAUUUUAGGAGAAGCAGCAGCAGCAGUGUGUAUGAAGGAUCUGAUACAGUAAACCGUUUCGUUUCUGUGUGUUUUGUGGUUUUAUAAGCUUGAUUGAGAGUGAUUCUUUUCUUAUAUUAACCAGUUGCAGAUCUAAUAAAGAUUUCACUGAUGAAUCAGUA